GUAAGGCGGGCGUCAUCGCAACCAGUCAUCGCGAUUCGCUCACCUAUCGCAUCAUGGAUAAACCCGCCAAGGGAGAACAGAACGAGGGAGAGCGACAAACAGCAGCGCGCACAUAUAGGAGGGCAUCGAAACGCGAGCGCGGGCGCACUCGUGACAUCAGUCGUUCCCAGUGUAAGCGAGCGGCUAGGCGGUGUGCGGUGGCGUCGCGACGCCGGCGCAGUUCCCUCGAUCGAUUGCACGUUUCACUGGCCGUGUACUCGCGGGCUGGGGUGAGGAAAUUAGUCGGACAGUGAGAAACAGCUAGAAAGAAGAGACGCGUGCGUGUAAGAAGAAGAAGAGCGAGCGAGAGGGUGAAGGAGCUGCGGAAAAGAGACAGUGGGAGUGAAGGAAAGAGAGUGCAGUAAUAGAGAGACGAAAAGGGAGAGUCGGAGGAAGUAUUGGUGCGCGCGUGUCUUUUGGCGACAACGCCAACAUACUCUAACCGAACGUGUGGCAGGAUCUGCAAAAGGUGACAGAUUACGAGGAAGGUUUGUUCGAGCCUGAAAAAACUGCUCGGUUUCUUUGGGCUCUGUGCCUCCCCCGGUUAAAAAUAUUCAGGCGCACAGCGGUGCAGGAUGACGGCGUUGCGGAUUUAGAAGAGACAAACGUAACCUUCUCUCUCGCAAGCUGGACGCCGGGAUCGGUCGUAAUACAGUCUUCUUAUCAGCCGGCUGACACUGGCCCGAAGACAUGGAUUACCGGUCUGCUGGCACCAGGUGCGAGGAUGAUUUCCUGGAGAACGACAAAGGAGUUAGUGCUGCGAACGAGCAUAAGGGCGCGUUGAAGCGUGGCGGCUCGCACACGCGCGGCACCGCAAUGUCCUUUGGUUUUCGACGGAGACCGGCCUCCGGGAUUCCGAUGCCGAUAACGAACUAUACUACCGAGACGAGUCUGCUGCACCCGCGAUCGAAAUCGGCUGGUCCAGAACAAAACCGUAGACGCGACGACGACAACAUCAACAUGAUUCAUUCGUCUUCCGGCCGAUCGACACCACGACUUGCACCACCGAAAAAAGAAUCUAGCGGAAUUGCCGUUAGGACGAAUCGAUUUGGUUACCGGCAGCCGCAAGCCAAAUUCACCAAUAAAGUUAGCGAUAUUUGCAGCAGUCAUAGUGUAAGUCAUUAUAAUCAAGAGAAAUUACAACAACAACAACAACAACAGCAGGAGGGCUUUGUGAAGCAACCGCAUAGGGUGGUUCAAGCCUCUAACGUGGCACAGGUGACGUCGAAAAUGAAACAGCCACAAGCAAUGCAUAAUUCAGUCACGUACAAUAACACUAAUGCUACGCAUACAGAUGGAAAUCGCAAAGUAUCUGGUAUUCCAGAACCAAUUGGCAGGUAUACUCUGCACACCAGUCAUCUGCCACUACCUCAGUACGCUGUAAGAAUGACCGAUGCAAAUUCAAAGACCGCGAAAACCGCGGCGAAUCAAAGCAGGAAAGUAUCCGCGGCGUCGAAAAGUUCUGCCAGCUCGAAAGAAGGCUCGAGCACGGAAGAUUCCGGCGUAGGAAGUCAGCAAGGUUGCCCCGGUGAAAACGAUUCGAGGGGUGUGGACUAUACGGAUGGAUCGUUAACAAGAAGGCGCGGUCUAGGUAAACCGAGGAAUUUAAGAAUGGUUGUAAACGGGAAAAGUUUCGACGUGAGGGAUGUUAGGGAUGACGAUAGCACGGUUACCGAGAUAUCCGUUAUACCUUUGCCAAAAACGUUCACCGCAGCCACCACUGGAUUAGUGCGAGAAAGAGCCACUCAGUAUCAAAGAAACGUGAACAAGGACAAUAGGUAUACCGAAUCUACGACAUCCAUGUCAACCACAUCUUCGGAGGGCUACGACGAGGGAUUAGGCGAGGAGAAGGUUUACAAAGAUAGAUCACAUUCGGAAAAAAUUCCUUCUAUCAAGUCAGACUUCAGUCCGCCGAGCUCUGAUGACCCUGAAUAUGGCCAUGGAGAAGCUAUGGCUGACGAAUAUUCGUUAAGCUCCAGUGACGAAUGUCAACGCUCCAGUACUCUGCAACAUUUACAGAAUUCGUCGAACACAGCUAAGAACGGAACGCUGCCGAAAACUACUCUGCGCUCGGUACUUCUUUCCAUCGAAGAUCCUGCGUUCGCCGCGGCUGCGGCUACUUCAACUACAUUGAUAGAUGACGAAACGUCGCCUGUUGAUAGUCUUUUUGACAGUCUUACAGCCAGUAUUACUCAAUCGGACGCUAAAGCCCCAAAGAAAGAGAAUGUGAUGCAACAGUCGGGAAAUACUAUCGACGAUGAUAGUCCUGGAACGCCAACGAACGCCUCGAAUUCGUUAAGUUUGUCGGAGGGCAGAGAAUUCUUCGACGACGAGAUCGCUGAUCAACCUGGGCUUGUUUUUGAUGACAAUUCAAAAGCUGCUGAGACACAGUCUGCCGUAACUAGUCAGGUCGUCACCGAGAACAGUCAUACGUUGAUCGAAUCCAGUCCUAAGACAGGUGUAGGACAUGAAAAAACCGCAACUAACAGCCCUCAUCAUGGCAAACGAAUCAGUCGAGCUGGCAGCAUCGACACUUUAUCACCUUGUGAAUCCAUUGCUUCUGAUGAUUUAAUACUGGAUUAUGAACAGAGCGAUGCAAGUUCCUACGAGGAACAGCAGCAUCGAGUGGAGACAAGCACGGCCUUGCAAGAUAUGGAUAACGCUACAAUUCUCUCCGAAUUGGAAGCCAAGGGUGAAGAAGUAAUGAGGCAAUGGACUUCCUUAUUGGGUACAUGUCAAACGCAGCAACAUACUACUAAUAACUCGAAUACAAUUAACAACAACGUGAACGCUGGAUCAGGCAAUAAUAAUAAUCAGCCAGGCAACGAAAUAGGCGCGCUAAUAAAGCGAGUGAAGCAAUUGCAAAGCCCCGAUGAGGACUCCGCGGGUGGGGACUACUACCAGCUGACAUAUCCUAACUAGCGACCACAACCCGCCAGCCCUUCUCUGUCGACUAGCGAAACCACACUAAUCGCAGCGACUAAGUCGGCAUAGCGUUGAGAUCACGGACGUACACUUAGGCAGGGACAGAAAUCAGGCAUACGAGAUGAGAUUUUUUGACAGAGGAGAUACAUAAAGUGAAACAAAUACAAACAAAGCAAAAAAGAAAAGAAACGAAGAAAGAAUGUUAAUGAAUGCAUGCAUGAAAAAUUACAUUUUGAUUAACGAAACGUCUGGGCAAAGUCUUUUUCCAAUAA
Habropoda laboriosa is the source of this 3236-nucleotide messenger RNA. RefSeq names its product putative mediator of RNA polymerase II transcription subunit 26. Lineage: Eukaryota; Metazoa; Arthropoda; Insecta; Hymenoptera; Apidae. The transcript is spliced from 6 exons. The coding region runs from base 730 to 2961 and encodes 743 amino acids. The record is from RefSeq and is a predicted model, not a curated record.